AUGAGUUCCGAAGAUUCUGAUUUCUAUGGAGACGACGAGAUUAUGGCAGACCUAAAAGCUAAAGUGAAAGACUUUGAUCCCGAAACUUGGUGGGAGGAACAUGGGGAUGUUAAUACGCCACUAAAGAUCCAAGCUGAAAAUGAAGACGUUGAAAUGCUAGAUGUGUCUCAUCUUCACAACCCAUACGCCGGCCUGGAGUACGCAUGGCAGCUCACAGAGACAAUCGAAGAGUUUGUGGAACGUGUUCCACCCGCAACCACCGACGAAACUCCCCAAAACCAAUGGAUAUGGGUCUGUAACCCUUAUAUAAACCGCAAGAAGAAGUGCGAGGCAAGCAAUCAGCAAAUCCGUGGCGGUGAAGAUGAAGCGCCCGAGGAAGAAGGCGCCGACCUACCUAGUGUCGUCGAAGGCGGCAUGGCGAGACUCCACUUCGCAUCCGAGUAUAUCAACAUGUGCAAGAACUCGGGCAACGGACCGGCUUUCAUCGCCCGAGAAUGCCGGACAGCCGGCACGGACGCCGCGAAGGAUAUCCUCAACCUGGCAAAGGCCCACCGCGUACGAUGCGGCAAGUGGAUGCUCUUCUGCAACACUUUCGAAGUCAACGAAGUCUGGCAGACCAUCGCUAAGGCCACGGCAAAUAAUGAGCUUGGGAUAGGCGCCAAGGUUGCGCCACGACGAACGACCGAUAAGAGGACGGAGCGGCUCAUCUGCGUCUACACCGCCGAUUUCAGCGACACGAAAGAUGUCAAGAGGGUUGCGGAGAAAUUGAAGAAACUUGGACUUAUCCAGGCCAACGACAAGCCUUUGUACUACAAACCAGAUGUGUACACGUACUUGGGGAUAGCGCACGGAAACCCGUGGGAGAUAAGGGCUUCCAUCUACGACACCAAAUCCAUGCUUAGAACCAGAAAGGGGACAUCAUCUGGAGAAUAA
Messenger RNA from Annulohypoxylon truncatum, 933 nucleotides. RefSeq names its product DUF1917-domain-containing protein. The transcript is spliced from 3 exons. The coding region runs from base 1 to 933 and encodes 310 amino acids. The record is from RefSeq and is a predicted model, not a curated record. NCBI's taxonomy places the organism in Eukaryota, Fungi, Ascomycota, Sordariomycetes, Xylariales, Hypoxylaceae.